Messenger RNA from Mycetomoellerius zeteki, 2226 nucleotides. Its product is annotated as myosin-2 heavy chain. The record is from RefSeq and is a predicted model, not a curated record. Bases 79 to 2226 code for a protein of 715 amino acids. The transcript has 3 exons. Lineage: Eukaryota; Metazoa; Arthropoda; Insecta; Hymenoptera; Formicidae.
AUUUUUAUAAUCAAAGACACGUCGGAAGAAGAAGAAAGAUUCUCAAUAAAAGAAACAAAUUCUUUCCAAAAAGAAGCAAUGAAGGAGAAUGGAAUAUUAAAAGAGCCGACCAUGUCAGAAUCCUUUUCUACGAGAGUCGGUAAUAUAACCGAGAAAUAUGAUAAAUCAAAACGCGAAAAUAACAAUCCAGGAAAAAUUGACGAUAAUAUGACGGUGACGGCCGAUAGACAUCGAUGUCAACGUCCUCUUCGUAAUAUAAUUGGCAAACGAGAGCAGCGUAGAGAAGAAUUGGAAAAGGUGGAAGGAGAUCUGCGACAACGUCUGGAUAUGCUUGAGUGUUCGAUACCGGCGGUGAUGAUAUGGAAUAUUUGGAGAAUGUCACAAGGCGUGCCUGUCUGCAGGAUCAAGCGUAUUCUGGAGAAACAAUUUAAAGACACGAGGGAACUCUCUUGUCGCAGUACACCGAGCUGUCAUUAUGAUUGCAGGGUACGAGAAGUCGAGGCAGAAAGAAAACUGGCGUUGAAAAAGGUGGAGGAAGCGCGAACUCUUUGGUCGGAGAAACUCGCGACGUUGGAAGAAAGAAAAAGAAAACUUGACGAAGCCAGGAAAAUUCAGGAGGAACAAAGAAACGCGAUAGAACGGUUAAACGAGGAAAAUAGAAUGCUGCAAGAAGCGAUGGAAAAGGAAGCAAUGGAAAUGGACGAAUCGUGCCAGUGCGACGAUACACAAUGUAAACAGAGACAUCUCAGCAAAGUCUCUAGCGUGAUGUCCAUCGAGUCCGGAGACAUUCAGUGUCUGGAGAAGCUACAACGAUUAGCGGAGGAGGAGGUGAUAACAAAACGAGAAAUAGUCGAGUUGGAACGCCGUGAGGAAACUUACAUGAGAACGCUUCAGCAGGCCGAUGAAUUGUGGUCAAAAAUGGAGGGCGACAUGGUCAGUACAACGAGCGCAUUACAAGAACAAUUGGACAUGAAAACUGCCGCCAAUCAACAACUCGCGAAUCGUGUAUGCGAAUUGGAAGAUGCGCUCGAGAAGUGCCGGGCAAGACUAAUCACGUGUAGAACGGAACUAGAGAAGUUUCUAAGUAUCGAGAAAGUCGAAGCUAUGAUAGGUCGCGAUGAUGAUGUUGCGAAAGUGGCAGAUAAGGAAGUUGCGGUAAAGGCUAAAGUCGUGCAUCGGCGAAUCGGUAGGAUAGAUGACAUAGCCACAGUAAAGGACGACGAAAUUCUUGCGAAGGUUGAAGUUGCGGAUGAGGGAGUACUAGCGAAAACCAAAGUCGUGGACGAGGAAACGUUAGCAAUAACCGAAGUUGAGGAUAGGGAAGCAUUGGCGAGAGUCGCUUUGACCGACGCCGAUGUAGAAGCUACUUUUAUCGUGGAUGAUAAAUUCGUCUCGGUUAAACCCGACUUGGCUGAUCUUGCUAUCGACCGUCCGGUUGAUCUUGUACAAAUCGAAGAUGCGGAAAGUAUAGUUCGACCGGAAGACGUAGCUUAUGAGCAACAGAGAUUCAAAGAAGUUCGAGAAUACUUGGCACAAUUAGGCUCGUUAGAAGAGCUUUAUACAGAUGAUGGUGUGCCGUGUGCACAUGAUUUCGUAUGCAACGAUGUGGUGACGUCACCUACUGGUAUGACAGAUGAGGAACUUAUUGCGUUGGGCGUAGAACAUCCUGCACUAACAAAGGAACGUGAUGAAACCGUGAUUACCGAGGAACGAGAGAGGCAAUUUAAAAAAGAAUUAGUAAAAAAAUCACACAACGCUGUUGACGGGAUUGAAAAAAGAGAAAAGAACGAAGAUGAAAUUCCUGGCGUCGAAAUUGAGAGAAAAAUUGCCGAGAAAGUGAAAAAACGGGUCGCUGAAGUCAUAGACGUUAGAGAAACUGUAACGCCACGGACAAUUAAAGAAGUUGUGGAUGAUAGGCUGGUAACGAUGCUGAAAGAUCGAGCGUCGGAAGUAAACAACAUCGAGGCCGGAAAUAAACAAAAUCAGGGCAUCGUGAUACAACGGGAUACGAUCUUAUCGUGGAUUGAUGCGAUCGAUACGAUUCACACGACAGCAGCGAAACAUCCUGACUGUCGUGAAGUGAAGAAAGAUGCUGAUACCUUAGCAGAACAAGUUGGCACGUAUGUUGGGAUAAAACCUAAAGAAGUGGAGGAGGAAAAUGCAACAAUAAAUACAGAAGGUAAGCAGGAAAAGGUGAGUGAGAAGAACGAAAUAAAAAUAAAAUAA